Spea bombifrons (plains spadefoot toad) is the source of this 1594-nucleotide messenger RNA. It is a transcript of the gene C8H9orf43, whose product is annotated as chromosome 8 C9orf43 homolog. The transcript has 11 exons. The record is from RefSeq and is a predicted model, not a curated record. NCBI's taxonomy places the organism in Eukaryota, Metazoa, Chordata, Amphibia, Anura, Pelobatidae. The coding region runs from base 61 to 1548 and encodes 495 amino acids.
UAAAGCGGUUUCACAGAGUGCCGGUGAACGGGCCGAUUCCUCCUAAAUUAACGCGUCAGGAUGGCAGAGGCCAAACGUUUGGAUGAGACCUUGUGCCCCGAGCCGGUGUGUCAGCACCCCCAGUGCUGGGUGACAGUCAGGAGGUUAGAACAAGGAUGCCCCCGCUAUCGGCCCUCGGGGGCAGCCGCCAGAUCGCUGUCAGCAGAAGCCGAAGGCCUCCCGGUUCUGACGGUGACCACCCUACCUGAGCCCAUUCCCCCGGGGACCGGACAGGAUAGCCCCCCAUCCUUAUCAGGGCACAGAUUAUUGUCUUCUGCGUAUUCCCUCCAUAACAGUUUGGCUGACAGCAGCUCGGUCAAGACGCCGAUCUCAGCGGUGAGCCUGCACAAAGAAUUAAUGACUUCAUUCCCAACAUACAGCUUACCCGGCAGGAAGACCCCCAAAGUCGGGGUGGUGAGUGUAGGUGCCACAUUACCCCCGGAGGGCAAACAGGCAUCGCUAAUCUGGGUCCCGAACUCCCAGCAUAAGCAGCACAAAGCCGAGCCGAAAAAAAGUCACGCACGAGAGCGGGCUUUGCCAACUGGGAUUAAAGAGAUCACUCUCGAGAUGUUCGCUUCGGGAGGUGCAAAGAGCGGAGUGUUACGUGACGGAGAAACAAGAAGCAAGAAAGAUAAGAAGCUCCUAACCAGCGGACCCCCAUUUAAGCCAACGCUUUGUGGCACCCGGAUAUUAUUCAGAGGGCAUAUUAAGGAAGGCCUCUCAGCGAGCGCCACGAAGGAGAAUGCCGAAGGACCAGCCAGGAGAACCAGAGAGGUUUGUGGCCGAAGCCUACGCGCGGAGCGUCUCCAGCCGUCCCACCCCGGUUUCCCGCUGCUGGAGAACAGACGUGUGAUUUUACACGACAUCAAAGAGAGGCGUCAGCCCUGUGUGAGCUCAUCAUGCGCAGCCCCGGUGUACAAGCUGGACACGCGUCUGGGAUCUCUAGAUGACCUGGAGCUGGAUCUGGAAAGUAUAAGGAAUCAGUAUUACUUGUGGAAGAAGUAUGUCUACCUGGCCAGCCCUGGGGGCAGAUUUAAGAUCUCAGAUUCACAGCCCAAAAGAGAAGCAAAGUCCCCGAGGGCCAAGCCGAGGACCCUGACACUCUUUGGGGAUAUAGGUCUGUUCCUGUGUGAUCGGGAUUCUGCACUUGGGGGCCGUCGUGGACCGGGAGGCUCUGGGAGCCGGGAUUCAGAACAGUCCGAUGAUACCGAUAACAGAGACUCCGCGUCGCUGGCCAGCUUCUCCCCGUCCUCUUUGGCUUACCCAGAAUCCCAAGCGGAAAGCCAGGCUGAGCAGAGAGACUCCCCAAACCCCACCACUGAUGGAGAGACCGCGGAGGCGCCACAAGAACUAGAAAAGGAUCCAGUUUCCACAGAAGAGCUUCAGCCGAAGGAUCCACCGGAAUCCACAGGAUCCACGAGCCGGGAUCCCGAUUGGACAUCUCCUGGAGGGAAGCCCACCGCGCCACCUCCCUCCCCGACACACGCAGCCGGUGACAACCGCAGCUAACGGCUUCCCCCAUAAAACGGAAACUCGAAUCCUAUUUCACUUUCUC